UUGAACGGCAGAGAUUAGAGGGUAAACAGUGUGUUUGACAUCUGAUUUUCUACGAUAUCGUAAUUGUGGAUUUUUUUAAUCGUCAUUCCUGACUAUGAAGAGAGUCAUUCUUUUUAUCAAUGGAACGGACGUAAACGGCAAGCGGAGCGCAGUUUGGUUUACUUGAAUUCAAAAAUUUCAUUGUUGUCAAUGACGAGUGAAAUCCGCACAAAAAUGUUUACUUGUAGGUGUUUAUGGUGACACAUUCCAUCGAUGAGCUUCUUACUGCAGCAAGUUUGAAAUUUGAAAUUGUUGCCAAAAGACUUUUUACACCUCAAGGUGGGGAGAUUGAGGAUCUGAAGUUAAUAAGAGAUGACGACGUUUUGUACGUUUCAAUUGGCGAGGACUUCAUUUCAAAAAAAUUGAGUGAGGAACAAGGACUAUUAAAUACCAAGAAGUCUGAGUGGCUCACUUUGAACGUCGGAGGAAAAUAUUUCGUAACCACCAGGAGUACCUUGACAAACAAAGAGCCCAUGAGCAUGUUGGCCAGAAUGUUCACUCAAGGAGAAGAUACAGAGUGGCGGAUACAGCCCAGUGAGAGGGACGAAAAUGGUGCAUUUCUGAUCGAUAGAAGUCCAACAUAUUUUGAACCUUUGCUUAAUUAUCUCAGACACGGUCAAUUAAUACUUGACUCGAACAUAAAUGCUGCUGGAGUACUUGAAGAAGCUCGUUUUUACGGCAUCGAAGGUGCUGUCGAUAUUUUGGAGCCAAUGGUGGCUGGAUUUGGGGCUGUAGAAAACGAAACCGCACCUUUGACACGCCGUGACGUGCUCAAAGCGAUUUUGUCCACCCCAACGACCCAGGAAUUACGUUUUCAGGGUGUCAAUUUGGCUGGGGCCGAUUUGUCAAGGCUUGACCUUCGCAACAUCAACUUCAAGUACGCAAAUCUCCAUGGUUGUCUUCUCUUCGGCACGAAUUUAUCGGGAUGUAAUCUGGAACGAGCUGAUCUUUCCGGAAGUAAUAUGGAGGGUGCACAACUUUUGUCUGUUAAGAUGUUGUGUGCAAAUCUUGAGGCAGCAAAUCUUCAGGGAUGUAAUUUUGAGGACCCGUGUGGGCUUCGAGCAAAUAUGGAAGGGGUAAAUUUGAAGGGCGCUAACCUAGAAGGGAGCAACAUGGCUGGGGUAAAUCUUAGAGUCGCUACCCUGAAAAAUGCAAAGCUAAAAAAUUGUGAUCUACGAACUGCUGUACUUGCUGGCGCCGAUCUGGAAUGUUGUGACCUCUCUGGAUCAGAUCUUCACGAAGCAAAUCUUCGAGGUGCCAACUUGAAGGAUGCAGCUUUUGAGCUGAUGCUCACACCCCUUCAUAUGUCGCAAACUGUGAGAUAGUGAGGAUAAAUGUAUAUUAUUGAAUUGAAUUGAAGGGAGGCGAAUCUACGAUACUGUAACAUUAGAUAGGAUAUUACCUUAUUUUAUUUAUUCGAAUAGAAUAUCUAGAUAAUCUUCAAAUAAAAAAAUAAGAGGAAUGGAUGGAA
Athalia rosae (coleseed sawfly) is the source of this 1510-nucleotide messenger RNA. Its product is annotated as BTB/POZ domain-containing protein KCTD9. The transcript has 7 exons. Gene Ontology annotation, molecular function: protein binding. Gene Ontology annotation, biological process: protein homooligomerization; intracellular signal transduction. The coding region runs from base 234 to 1364 and encodes 376 amino acids. Lineage: Eukaryota; Metazoa; Arthropoda; Insecta; Hymenoptera; Athaliidae. The record is from RefSeq and is a predicted model, not a curated record.